AAAUAAAAUUAAAGAGGGAAAUUUUGAUAAGAUUACCGAAGCAGUGGUUGUGGUUGUGUUGAAGCAUUACCAAAUAAUGGCGUCUUCCUCUGCGAUGUUAUCAUCUUCUCUUCUUCCGGCCAGAGCUCCGACUGGUAACCGUCAAGACGGCCGACUCUGUCUCUUUCAAAUUGGUUCAGUCCGUGCCAACAACAGCAGGGCUCGUGUCCCUUUUAGGGUUCAGGCCGCAAAGCUUCCGGCUGGAGUUGAAUUGCCAAAAGUAGAGCCGAAAUUUGAAGCCCCGUUUCUUGGAUUCACUAAAACUGCUGAAAUCUGGAAUUCCAGAGCCUGCAUGAUGGGCCUCGUUGGGAUUUUCAUAGUAGAGCUGAUUUUGGACAAAGGAAUACUUCAGGUGAUUGGAGUUGAUGUUGGUAAAGGCCUAGAUCUUCCUCUAUGAUUUCCAGAAAACUUGUAAUCAUCUUGAGAUCCUCUGUUCUUUCAUUCAAAAUUGUAACUGUAACAGAGCACUUUCAACUGUAUCAGAGAAUUCUACAAUCUUCAAGUUCUUAAACUUCAAAAGUUUUUACAUAACAUCGUCAGUGUAGAGAAUA
Momordica charantia (bitter melon) is the source of this 590-nucleotide messenger RNA. It is a transcript of the gene OHP, whose product is annotated as one helix protein. Lineage: Eukaryota; Viridiplantae; Streptophyta; Magnoliopsida; Cucurbitales; Cucurbitaceae. The record is from RefSeq and is a predicted model, not a curated record.